AGGCGCGGUGCUGAGCGGGCUUGUUGGUUACCGUAGCAACCGUCAUCAUGACUUCCGGAGGUUCCUCGUACGGAGGGAGAGAGUCCCAAAUCCUUCAGGCCUAUUCCACCAUCCCGAGGCGCACGGGGCUCCCGCGAACGGUGUUGCGGUGGUUGCAGAGCCUCGACCUGACUUUCUCGCCUCGGCACUUCCGCAGAGAUUUUUCAAAUGGCUUCCUCAUUGCUGAAAUAUUCUCUUGGUAUUACCCAGAAGACAUUCAAAUGAAUCACUUUGAAAAUGGGACCUCCUUAGCUUCCAAACUAAGCAAUUGGUCACAGCUUGGAAAGUUCUUUGCCAAAAGGAACUUGAAGCCCAUCCGAGAGCUGAUUGAUGGAACAAUUCAUUGUAAACCAGGAGCUGCUGAAAUAUUUGUACAGGACAUUUAUACUAUGCUGACAAACAGGCGGAUCAAACACAUCCAGGAUGAAGAGGUUGACUUUACAGAUCGUAUGUACCAGAAUAAGUUACCAAUGGUUGCUAGAUCAACUCUUUCAAGGGCUAUCAAAUCCCACAUUAAGCUAACGGAAAUAAUGGUGGAACCUAAUGAAAACAAAAACAUACAGAAAAUUAAUGCUGUCAUCAAUUUGCAUAUGCAGCGAAGGAUGCUAGAAAGGGAACAAAAUCCAGUACGGUUUGGCAUCAAGCCAACGCUAAGAGAACGUGCUAUUCGUCGUCCUUCUCUUUUGACGCCUUCCUUGAGUACACUGAAUGUUACAAGGGAGAAACCUGCUCUUGGACCUACUACUUCCACCGAAAUCAGAGGCAAAAUGGGCGUCCACUUCAAAGCCAUCCAAGUGAAGCAAGCUGAGAGACACCCUUUUGAUGGACGUAUCAAUAUUGAAACUCCAGGCACCCAUUUUAAAAUGUAACUAAUAAAGGAGAUCCAUGCUUAUUUUUUAAUCAAGAAAAGGCUUCUUUCUUAUAUUGGAUACAUGGGCCUUUAACAAAGUGUUAAAUAGUGAGAUAGAAUACAGAAUAAGAACUUACCGGUAGUAGUUUUCCUAUUUCUCUUUAUUACUGGAAUCUUUUUCACUCUACAUAUUCUAAUAUGGAAAAAGCUUUGUCCCUUUGGUUGAUGUUCUAAUAAAGUUAAUUACUGGCAUAACUUUGAUCUUACUGUCUAAUACAGAAUAGUAAAACAAUUUAAGAAGUUCUGAUGAAAUUUACAAUAUUGAGUUCCUUUUAUCAAGAAAUGACAGCUAUUUGAAAUUUCAAUUUUUAAAAUAAAAUAAAAUAAAACCUUUGUACAAGA
Messenger RNA from Anolis carolinensis (green anole), 1291 nucleotides. RefSeq names its product spermatogenesis associated 4 (gene spata4). Gene Ontology annotation, cellular component: axoneme. Gene Ontology annotation, biological process: regulation of cytoskeleton organization. NCBI's taxonomy places the organism in Eukaryota, Metazoa, Chordata, Lepidosauria, Squamata, Anolidae. Gene Ontology annotation, molecular function: microtubule binding. The record is from RefSeq and is a predicted model, not a curated record. Bases 48 to 908 code for a protein of 286 amino acids. The transcript has 6 exons.